CUCACAAAGCGAAAGUAACACCAUUUCAUCACCUUUGAUGAAUGCAAACAUCUCAACUCUCUUUUCUUCUCAAUGUUUAACCUCCACUACUAUUUAUCCGCAUCAAUCACCACUCACUUCAUCCAGCAUUUCCCUGAUUAUGGCGGUCCUUUAAUCGCUUCUCUCUCCAGCAUUUCCAAGUAAGUGACUGCCUUUGGGGUUAUGAAAGUGGCAUAUCUUGGUCAUGCCAUGGCCCGUACCCACUAACUUGAAAGAGCUAUGAGGCUUCGUGGGCCUUACCGGAUACUAUCGCAAGUUUGUGAAGGAUUAUGCUCAGAUUGCUAGACCCUUAACCGAUCAACUCCGCAAAGAUGCAUUUGGAUGGAAUGAAGCAGCUUUUGCAGCCUUCAUAGCUCUCAAACAAGCUAUGACAAAGGCUCCGGUUCUCUCUUUACCUGAUUUUUUCAAACUAUUUGUUAUUGAAACAGAUGCUUCUAACUCUGGCCUUGGUGCAGUCUUACUCCAGGAAAAACACCCCGUGGCAUUCUUUAGCAAAGCGUUGGGAACGAGGGCUAGCUUAAAACCUAUCUAUGAAAAAGAGUUAAUGGCAAUUGUUUUCGCCAUUCUCAAAUGGCGACAUUACCUCUUGGGGAGCAAAUUUGUGGUUCAGACAGACCAAAGCAGUUUGAAGUUUCUACUUGAGCAACGUGAAGUAGGCAUGAAAUACUGAAAGUGGCUCCUCAAGGUCAUGGGGUAAGAUUUUGAGAUCCACUACAAUCCAGGCAUGUCAAAUAAAGCCGCUGAUGCUUUGUCUAGGAGGGGACACUCUGUUGAAGAGUUGGGCACCAUGUGUAGUACACAUGUGAUCGAUUGGACGCGACUGGAUGAAUCUGUGGAACAAGAUGUGGUGUUGAAAUCCAUCAAACAGAAGCUCGUUGCUCAUAAAUCCACCCUUCAAGGUUUUACUUUGCAACAUGGCAGGUUAUACUACAAAGGGAGGUUUGUUUUGCCUAAACAAUCAACCUACAUUUCUACCAUACUUCACCAUUAUCAUGACUCUCCUACAGGAGGCCACUCAGGCGAACACAAAACCUAUCUCGGGAUUGGUUUUGGAAAGGCAUGAAGAAACAGAUCGUAGAGUAUGUUAAAGCUUGUGAAACCUGCCAAACCCCAAAAGCAUUCAGCCCUGAGCCCCGCCGGUCUACUCCAACCUCUCCCCAUACUGAACCAAGUAUGGGAACAUGUCUUGAUGGAUUUUUUUGAAGGCUUAACUAAAGCCAAAGGAAAAAAUACUGUAUUAAUAGUGGUUGAUUGCCUUACAAAAUACACUCACUUCAUCGCGUUGAGCUGUCCAUCCACGGCAGCUGUUGUGGCCGAUGCCUUCGUUAAGGAAAUCGUUCGUCUUCAUGGAUUUCCCUCCUCUAUAAUUUUCGACAGAGACAAGAUCUUUAUGAGUCACUUUUGGAGAGAGCUUUUUCGUUAACAUUCAACCUCUCUUAAGCGGAGUACGACCUAUCACCCCCAAACCGAUGGGCAAACGGAGGUGGUUAACAAGACUCUAGAGAUCUACCUACGUUGCUUUAUCAACGGGCAACCAAAAAAGUGGCUUGAUUGGCUCAAUUGGGCUGAGUAUAGCUACAAUACCUCCCCUCAUACUUCCACUAAGUUGUCCCCCUUUCAAGCCCUAUAUGGCAGACAACCCCCACAUCUCAGCCGCAUUGGUCACGGUCUCACUACCCUUGGGAAUUUGGAGGAAUUGUUACAGUAACGCGAUGCCCAAUUGGACGACCACAAGCUUCAUUUAUUAAGAGCUCAACAGAUAAUGAAGCAUAACGAGGACAAGCACUGGCAUCAUAUGGAAUUCAAUGAAGGGGAUGAAGUGUUUUUGAAGUUGCAACCAUAUUGUCAAAAGUCCCUAGCUCACCAGUACAAUGAGAAAUUAGCUCCACUGUUUUACGGGCCUUACAAAAUCAGCAAGAAAGUUGGUCAAGCAGCUUAUGAGUUGGCUCUUCCACCACACAGUUGCAUCCAUCCCGUAUUCCACGUCUCUCAAUUAAAGAAAGCCACUGGAACCUGCACUCCUUCUCUCGUGCCUUUGCAACUAACUGAUACUCUGGAACUCCGUACUACCCCUGCUGCUGUUUUAAAUGGGUGUUAUCGACAUGAUGGUGCUCUGGAAACUUUAAUCCAGUGGUCUGAUUUACCAGUUACCGAAGCCACUUGGGAGGAAGCUGCCUUAAUUGCUCAACAGUACCCAUCUUUCCACCUUGAGGACAAGGUGCGUCUUCACGCCGGGGGUAUUGCUAUGCCCUUCAGCAAGGAGAGAAUUUGGAUCACUUACUAGAGAAAGAAGAAAAAUGCAGCAGCACAAGAAGAGCUAACAAACCCACAGUGACGUGGCAAGGCUGUUACAACAGAAUGAAGGGAAUAAAAUAAGGGGGGGGGGGGGGGAGAAUUUGUUAUGAACUCUGUUAGAUUUUGUAUGAGCUGGCAAUAUGGGAUUAUAACCCUAUAAAUUGUAGUCUUUAAUUGUAGUAGAGUAAGAACUAAGCAGUGUAAGAAAUACUUGAGGCAGGAGUAAGUGACACUCGAAAAUCAGCUAUUGUAAUUUUCUUUUCUUUUCUAAUACAACCUUCAUUCUUCUCCUCUUCUCAUACCUUCUGUCCACCUUCCCUUCCUUUUCCCCAGUCCAUACCAAAAAGAUGCUCCUGUCUCAAGCAAGUGAAACUAGAUUAGCUUGCUGCUAUAGAAAUAGGUUCCAUGGGCAAUUUGGUGUAAUUCAUGGAAAGUAAUUAACAUAUUCUAUAAAAUCUAGCUUUAAUUCUUUAUGAUUUCUAGUUCUAAUUCUUGAAGCUCUAUAGCUAAACAUAUUCAAUGGAGACUGGAGUAAAGUUUUAGUCUAUUCAUAACACGAAUUUUUUUUUAUUUUGUUAUUGAAUUGCACUAUGAUACCUUGAGACAUGAUCCUUGCUUUCCCUUCCCCUCCUUUUGUACAUAGAUGACAUCCUCUUGCUAUAGCAAUAUUGUGCAUGAUUCUUUUGAAAUCCACUUGACUCGUACGAUUGACCAUUUAGAGAAUAAGCCAUGGUAGAUAUCCUUUAUUUAUUGCCCAUUUUCCCCUUAUCAUUCCAGAUUUUUGUUGUUCAUCUUCAGUUGAAGGUAUAUGUGCUAAAUGGGUGUAUUUUCUAAUCAUCCUUUAGUGAA
Messenger RNA from Amaranthus tricolor (Joseph's coat), 3183 nucleotides. RefSeq lists its product as uncharacterized. Lineage: Eukaryota; Viridiplantae; Streptophyta; Magnoliopsida; Caryophyllales; Amaranthaceae. The record is from RefSeq and is a predicted model, not a curated record. Bases 1802 to 2323 code for a protein of 173 amino acids. The transcript is spliced from 2 exons.